CCUCUCAAAUAAAUGGCCGAUAAAGCUGUAGCCUUAUCCAUUUCAUUCACUCUUCACAGUUCACAGUUUCCCCCAAAUUUCCUCAAAAAGGAAAAACAAAAACAAUUAAAGCAUCCGUUUCAAAAUACCGUUACCCCCAAAUCUGGUAACCCAACAAAAUUUUAGCAAUUGGCGCGAAAAUGGAUUUACAAGGGCUCAGAAGCUCAAAUAAUCCCAAAUUAAUGCUUUCUUCUCUGCUGAAGAAGAGAGAGAAGCUUCACAACGAGCUUCGAAGUGUCGAAAACCAGGUAUACGAACUGGAGACGAGCUACUUGCAAGAAACAAAUACUUUCGGUAAUGUGUUAAAGGGCUUUGACGGGUUUCUUUCUUCGUCGAAGAACACGACUAACUUAAAGAGAUCUAGAAAGUUCCAGAUUGAAGAUAGAGUGUUCUCGUUGUCCUCAGUCACCUCACCAGCGGCAGAGGAGCUCAGAGUUGGCAAAGAGGAUGGAAAAUCGGAUAUGGUUCAAGGUAGGCCGAAAGUCGGAAGCUUGGCAGCCGCUGCUCAGGGAAAGCCGAAGAAGGGAAGAACGGGCCAGAGGGAAGUGAAGAGAAUCAGAAUCUCGAGCGAUUUAGAUCCUGAUGAAGACGAUGAUCUUGAUUUGAAAUAAAACAUCAUUUAUUUAUUUAUUUAUUAAUUUUAGUUUAACUGUAUCCUCAAAUCAUAUUCUUUUAUCUGCUCUUUUUUUUUCUUUUUUUUUUUAAAUCAUAGGAUUAUUUGUAUCAUAUGUAUUAUUACAAGUUGUAUGAAAAGAAAUUGUUAUAGCCAAUUGCUUUGUAUAGACUACGUUGAGGUAGUUUUGAGUAUAGCUAA
This is a messenger RNA of Erythranthe guttata (spotted monkey flower), 853 nucleotides long. Its product is annotated as histone acetyltransferase subunit NuA4-domain protein. Gene Ontology annotation, cellular component: histone acetyltransferase complex. NCBI's taxonomy places the organism in Eukaryota, Viridiplantae, Streptophyta, Magnoliopsida, Lamiales, Phrymaceae. The record is from RefSeq and is a predicted model, not a curated record.